AUAAUACUCCGUAUAGGCCUCCUCUGGUGUCAAUACAUCGGCGGCCAUAGGUUUUAGUUGUCACCCGCAGUGAGCGAAAAUCCGGGUGAGGCGGUGACGUGAAACUAAAGGUUGUUGUUGCAGAGAACACGUGAGGAGAGCCUUGAGCCGCCAUGGGGCGAAAGAAGCCGCAGAAGGACUCUAGACCCAAACACAAGGAAUCCCGCUUCAAGAGACCCUCCAAAAGUCUGGAGAGCUUCACCUGUGAGGUGCAUGAAGCGUUAGAUGCCAGUAUUCAGGGGGACGGCGCAGGAGAGGAUGAAGAGGCCAAGGUGAAGUUUCCAUGUGCCCUGGCAAUGUGGGAUCUGGGUCACUGUGACCCCAAGAGAUGCACGGGUCGAAAGUUGGUGCGAAAAGGCCUGGUCAGGGCCCUCCGCAUCAACCAGAGGUUCAAUGGCCUGAUCCUAAGUCCUAUGGGGACACUGUAUGUUUCACCCGCUGACAAGCAGAUUGUUGCGGACAGUGGAGUCGCAGUCAUCGAUUGUUCCUGGGCAAAGCUGGACGAGACGCCAUUCACAAGAAUGAAAGGAAGUCAUCAUCGGCUCCUGCCGUACCUGGUGGCCGCAAACCCCGUCAACUAUGGCCGACCCUGCAAACUGUCCUGCGUGGAAGCUUUUGCUGCAACGUUUUGCAUUGUCGGAUUUCCAGACUUGGCCACGAUUUUACUCAGGAAGUUUAAAUGGGGCAAAGUAUUUCUUGAGCUGAACAAGGAACUGCUGGAUAAGUACAGUAAGUGUCAAGACGUGGAGGAAGUCAAGAAGGUUGAAGCAGAGUUCUUGGCAGCGGACCAUAACAAGGAUGAUGAGGAAAUAGAUCCAUUUGAUGUUGAGUCUGGCAGAGAAUUUUCCAAUCCGAAUAGAAUCAUCUGUUCCAAAAGAUUAACAAAUGACGAUGAUGAAGAGGAGGAAGAGUCUGAUGAGGAAGAAGAUGAGGAAAGUAGUGAUGCUGCAAAAGGGAGUGAUGAAGGCUCCGGAGAGGAAAGUGAGGAGGAGGAUGAUGGUGAAGGUCAGGCGGCAUCUAGUAAACCCGUUGUUUGGAAAGGAGUCAAAAAGAGACUGAGAGACUGAGUUAUGAAAUGUAAGGUCAUCACAUCCCCUAUGAGGACUGUAUGAAAUCAUGUAUGUAUAGUGUUUUGUACAGCAAAUGUUUAAGAAUUAAAAUUAGUUUUAACUGUU
Messenger RNA from Hyla sarda, 1214 nucleotides. RefSeq names its product TSR3 ribosome maturation factor (gene TSR3). The transcript has 7 exons. The record is from RefSeq and is a predicted model, not a curated record. Bases 153 to 1106 code for a protein of 317 amino acids. Gene Ontology annotation, biological process: maturation of SSU-rRNA. Lineage: Eukaryota; Metazoa; Chordata; Amphibia; Anura; Hylidae. Gene Ontology annotation, molecular function: rRNA small subunit aminocarboxypropyltransferase activity.